Molecule: messenger RNA, 1997 nt
Organism: Homarus americanus (American lobster)
Lineage: Eukaryota; Metazoa; Arthropoda; Malacostraca; Decapoda; Nephropidae
Product: cysteine-rich hydrophobic domain-containing protein 2-like
Exons: 4
Coding region: 2-505 (167 amino acids)
Source: RefSeq, a predicted model, not a curated record
GAUGGCAGAUUUCGAUGCCAUCAACACCAUCGAGAGAGAUGAAGAGGAGAAUUCUUCCUCGUCUCUCGAGUCGUACACACAGACGCCAGAGCCAGUCAUCAUAAGAGGGGCGGGCAACAUUACAGUGUUCGGUCUAAGCAAUCGCUUCUGUCGAGAUUUCCCAAGUGCGCUGACUGGCAGGUUAGCUCCCGAAGAGUUCACAGGCUCGGUGGGGAGAGUGAACACCGUCCUCAGGAAGACUCUGCCAGUAUCUGCCCGGUGGCUUCUGUGUGGCUGCUGCUUCUGUUUGUGUACCUGUGGCUGCUCUCUCUGGCCUGUUAUAUGUCUUAGUAAAAGGACUCGAAAUGCAAUAGAGAAGACUUUAGAAGCAGAAAACACCAACUUGUACCACAAACUUGGCCUUCACUGGCGACUAGCAAGACAACGCUGUGAUAAUUCUUCUCUCAUGGAAUAUGUGUUGGUGAUAGAGGUCAUCCCCAAAAAAGACAUACUGCGACCCGACUGACGGAGCUGGUUGGCCUCGUCCCCAGAAGCAAACCAGGGGAGGCUAACACCCACGAUGGCUCGUCGGGUUUAAUGACAGACCUUCAAGGGUCUCGUCAUAUAUCUUUUAGAGUCACGUUAUUCAUCAUUACUGUAAUUGGUGAGGCAUUCUACCUGUGCUUUUGCAUUUGUCUCACUUCACACAUUUCACUUGUUUCUUGCUAAGAUUGACAAGGUUAUAAUUUGUGAUGUAUAUACCAGAUUUAUUGCAUAUAUGAUGUGUACAUGAUAGCACUGUAUAUAUAGGAGGCUCGUGGGGCCGUGUUUCUCUGCCAUAUUUGUGUUUUAAGUACAAUUACCACAGUACAUUAUGAGAGAAGGGACGGUUCACACACAGUUUAGCCUUCCUUACAGUAUAGUAUUAACAACAGUAAAAGUCAUUGUAAUGUGCUGUAAUUAAUAUAUAUUAGCACAUGAGUCACACGGGUCAACCUCUUGCUGAGUCACUGUUUACACUUCAUCUUUUAUAGUAAAAUAUUGAUAUGUAAUGAGACAGACAUUGGUACACCACAGACAGGACCUCACACACUACCAUGACUCACACACUUUACACCUAACCCACUCUCUUAAGUGAAAGGAGGUGUGGUGAGGUGAGGUUAGGUGAGGUGAGGUGAGGCUAGCUGAGUUGAGGCUAGCUGAGGUGAGGUGAAGUUUGGUUAGGUUAAGUCAAUAUAUAUAUCUUUUUACUUUCUCUCUGUAUGAUGAUUUGGCCUGUCCACUUGGGUAAAUCCAGCUUAUCCGUCAUUGUACAUCCACGUUAUCUAUCAUUCUACAUCCAUCUUACUAAGUCAGUCUUGUAUAACAACUCAAUCAAUUCAUCUCGGUCAUUCUUGUACAAAAUUCCGUCAUGUGCGUUCACCUAACCUAACCUACCCUAACCCAGGCCAGUGUAACCCAAUCUAACCCAGGCAAACUGAACCCAACCAAAUCUACCUCACCCUAACCUCACCCUAACCUAAUCUAUCCUGUUUGGUUUGUAUUAUAACUUUCAGUAAGGUUAAGUUACUUUGAAACUCAUUUGACUUGUCACCAACCAACCAACAGACUUUGUUCUUUAACCAUCUUUAAAUGUUGGCCACUUUGCUGACAACAUCAUCGCCAACUUCCACUCCAUCAAUUGUACUAAUACAUACUACAAUAUUUGUCUUGUGUCUGGUCCAAAAUGUUGUUUUUGUUUGGUCAUGAAAUCCCAGAAUAUCUCAAAACUUUACAUCUUCUGUUUCUCUACCAACACAUAGUCUUACUACAACUUAAUAAUGUGUGUGUGUGUGUAAUGGUCAGCAUCCUCGCCUCGCAAGCGAGUGGACCUGAGUUCGAUCUUCGGGCAGGAUGAAAUUAUGGGCAAGUUUCUUUAUGCUAUUUGCCUCUGUCUACCCAGUAGUAAUUGGGAACCUAGAUGUUAAUCGAUUUGUGGAUCGUGUUCCUGGGUAAUGGUUAGCCAGUGCAGUUCGUUA